Messenger RNA from Caenorhabditis sp. 36 PRJEB53466, 1971 nucleotides. Lineage: Eukaryota; Metazoa; Nematoda; Chromadorea; Rhabditida; Rhabditidae. The record is from the annotation of a GenBank genome assembly.
AUGUUUACGUGAGGAUGUGUCAAUGGAUCUUCUUCUUCUUUUUUAUUCCUUCCUUCUCGCCCACAGUCUUCCGAAAAGGACCGUCAUGGUCGGAGUGUCGUUGCGCACGAAAACACCGACGGCGUCGUCCAGCUGUGUUUUUGCGCAUUCCAACUAUCCUAAGCUCACCUUUUUAAACGUUUUUCUUACUUGAGCUGUUUCCUGGGACCCUUGAAAGUUUGCGCAACAACUGGGGACCGCAGAGUGUCUUCUGAAACUCAAUAUUUUCCCGGUCUACUUCAAAAAUGGGUUCCCAUUGUCGAUAUUAGCGUUCUGUCUAAUUGUUUUCGAAAAUUGUUAGAAUUACAGCUGAAAAUCUCAAAACACCGAACAUUUUAGCUGUUCCAGAAACUAAGGCUAUUCGAAAUUUGUCGGGCUGUCUUCUGAGACCUGUAUCUCAAGAGCCAAUGAUUGUUUCAAAAAAUUGCCAACAGAAGAGUUGCUGCAAAUUUUGUGCUGAACAACUUUGUAAUUGAUCAUUUCACGCCAAAGUGAGUCGUUUUUGAGUUAUGGCCCAAUUUCUGAGAAGGACAAUAUUAAAAACGUUGAUUUAUGCGAAUUCAUUGGAAAACUCACCGAAAAGUCUAGAUUUUUACACUCAAAGUACAAAGAAAACGUUCCGAAAUUUGUUGAAGACCGAACCUGAGAACAGCAGAGAAAGACAAAAGUGUCGCUUGGAACGAGGUCAUAUUAGUGCCACGUCAUUGACCAUUCGCUCACUCUUCUUCUUCUUCUUCUUCUUCUUCUCUUUUCAUCCUAGAGUCUAGACUCUCUGGAAGCCGAAGCCUUUUCAUUUAUUGCAGAAAUUCGAUCCCAAAUGUCAUUUUUUCCGUGUUGAGAACUAUUAUUACGUAUAAAUACGUACAUUCGCGCCUAUUUUGCAUGGCUAGCCUUGAGCACUCUAAUUCUGAGAGUUGCAAUUUGGAAAACUGACACUCCUCAUUACCCACAACGUUUUCGGCAUCAAAUUGGAGAUCCUACAAGGUUCUGGGCCUUCCCUCUUCCUCUCCCUUCUCGGCGUCUCCGAGUGUGCUCCGUGAGCCCCCUGCCGGCUCCCCUGGCAACCCCUUCCUCUCCUUCUCUCUCUCUCUCUCUCUUCCUCUCUCUUCCUCUUUCAAAUCUGCUCUCAUUGCACUCACUUUCCAUUCGCUUCCAACGCCUUUCAGAAUUUCUCCACCGCGCACCAAAAUUCUGUCGCUACUCGGACUCGACUCGGAGCAAAUCCAGCAACAACACGUGGAGGUACGUGAGGAACCCUUUGGAAUCACUUGAUCACUUGUAUCUUGGCUGCCGCUAGAGAUAUCAAAAAGUGGUCAACUGAUAAAAUGUACACAAUUUCUUAAUGAAUAAUUUGUUAGUUGAUGACUUUUCGAUAUCUUUACGGGCAACGGAGAUAUAUUGCAUUGAAUGAACACUACCUACUUUUAGAGCCGUACAAUUUCCGGGUUCAGUCCUCCCUCGCUCAAAAGUCUGCUAAACCAUAAAACACAUGUGUAGUGUAUUAGAAUAAGUGAAUUUCUUUUAAAAAUUCGUUAAGAUUUGUUUACUCCUCGGAUUUUCGAAAGAUUUACACUUGAUUUGAGAGGCUUUUGGGGGAGGAUUUGUGUGAAAGUGAAAAAUUUAUCGCCAAGCCUUAGGAUCUUCGUUUCUACUUUUUCUUUCUCUUGUAAAGCCAUCAAAAUUUACUACCAACACAUUUUCCGGGAAUUUCAGAAAAUGGAGGGGCAGGUUCGCUGAUUUUCUUCGAAGCCUUACAAAAAAAGUGUUUUCCAGAUGCGUCCGCACCAAAUGAACGAGUUUCUGAUCUAUUGCAUUCUGUUCCUGUUCGUCAUGCUCAUCGUUUCGAUCAUUCUUCUGUUCGUCUCGAAACCCAUCUACAAGUUCAAGUGCCGUCAUUUUCCCGGCGAACAAGACUACGAGCUGCUCGUUUGA